AUGGAUGGGCCCCAGAAUGAGACGACAGGCGAGAAGCAUGUCGCAGCUCGCGAAGGUAUCGCCCCUGAUGCCUCGUCUCCUCGUUCCUCCUCCGACCCAGAGAAGUCAGGAGAUGCCGGUAAUCACCAUCUAGCUGAGCAAGUGUCGUACGCCGAUGAGGAAGAUCCAGUCAAUAGACAACACAAUCCUUUGGCGCAGAAGCUGCGUUCGCGUCAUAUGCAGAUGAUCGCAAUUGGCGGCUCCAUCGGUGCAGGUCUCUUUGUCGGCUCUGGUGGCGCACUGCGAACCGGCGGUCCUGCAAGCGUUCUCCUCGGCUUCCUGAUUGUCGGUUUCAUGUUGCUCUGCACCAUGCAAGCACUUGGUGAACUUACUGUCCUUUACCCCGUCAACGGUGCAUUUUACACCUACAUUGUACGUUUCGUCGAUCCCUCUUGGGGCUUCGCAGUCGGUUGGGACUAUGCCAUCGGUUGGUUGACGGUGUUGCCGUUCGAACUCACGGCCGCAUCGAUCACAAUUCAAUACUGGAGAGACGACAUACACGUCAGCGUCUGGAUUACGGUGUUCUUGGUCUUCCUUGCGGGGAUCCAGAUAUUCGGUGUUCGAGGGUACGGUGAAGUCGAAUUUGUCCUCUCCUUGAUCAAGAUAGUAGCUUGUGUCGGCUUCAUCAUAUUCGGCAUCAUCGUUGACUGCGGAGGCGUCCCAUCCGACAAUCGCGGCUACAUCGGCGCUCGCUAUUGGCAUGAUCCUGGCGCUUUUCGAAACGGCUUCAAAGGCUUCUGCUCGGUGUUCGUCACCGCCGCGUUCGCUUUCGGCGGCACAGAACUCGUUGGCCUCGCCGCAGCUGAAGCGGAAGACCCGCAUCGCUCUCUCCCCAAGGCGACUCGACAAGUCUUCUGGCGCAUCGCUACGUUCUACAUCCUGUCCUUGUUCAUCGUGGGACUCAUUGUUCCCUCUGACAGCCCUGACCUCCUUGGAGCCAGCGGCGCCAAUACCAAGGCAUCUCCUUUCGUUCUCGCCAUCAAGUACGCGGGGGUCAAGGGCCUGCCGAGCGUCAUGAAUGCCGUCAUCACAAUCUCCGUCAUCAGCGUGGCGAACAGCUGCACCUACGGAUCUUCUAGGACCAUGCAAGCGCUCGCCGCAAGAGGCAUGGGCCCUAAGUUCUUGAUGUACGUCGACACGAAAGGCCGGCCCCUCUGGUGCAUCGUCAUUCAGCUCUUGUUUGGCUGUCUGGCCUAUAUUGGCGAAGCCAACGCGUCUGGCAAGAUCUUCACUUGGCUCCUUGCGUUGUCUGGAUUGAGUUUCUUCUUCCUGUGGUUCAGCAUCAAUUUGGCUCACGUUCGCUUCCGACGUGGUUGGGCCGCACACGGCUUCACCAAAGACCAACUCCCGUACCGCGCCGCGUUCGGUGUCGCCGGCUCGUACAUUGGAGUCGCGUUGAACGCCCUCGCCAUGAUCGCAACCUUUUACACGUCGCUCUUCCCUCUUGGCGCGAGUCCUGACCCGGAGGUGUUUUUUGAGAAUUACCUUGCCGCCCCGAUCGUUUUGGGCCUUUACAUUUUCUGGAAGCUCUACUCGAGAGAUUGGAAGAUGUUCAUCCGAGCAGAGGAAAUGAAUGUCACGACCGGAAUCAGAAGAGGAAGUUUCGAGAUUGCUUCACAACCACAGCAGACUGCGUGGAGAAAAGCACUGAGGGCGUUCAUUUAG
Molecule: messenger RNA, 1704 nt
Organism: Exophiala spinifera
Lineage: Eukaryota; Fungi; Ascomycota; Eurotiomycetes; Chaetothyriales; Herpotrichiellaceae
Exons: 4
Coding region: 1-1704 (567 amino acids)
Biological process (GO): amino acid transmembrane transport
Cellular component (GO): membrane
Molecular function (GO): amino acid transmembrane transporter activity
Source: RefSeq, a predicted model, not a curated record